UGUCGAGGGCGGAGCCGAUGGCCGGGAAGUGUUGUUAGCGCUCGCCUUCCGGAUCGCGGCCCCAGCGGCAGUCGCCGUAGACUUCAGGGUGUUGCUAGGCCGCCGCCCGGCAGUCCGGCGAUUGGUUUCUUGCCCGGCCUCCCGGAGCUGUGGUCCGUGUGGGCUUCCACCUCAGACACUGGCGCCGGCUCAGCGGGGCCGGAACAUGGCCGCGUCGGGUCUGGAUCAUCUCAAAAAUGGCUACAGAAGAAGAUUUUGUCGACCUUCCAGGGCACGUGACAUUAACACAGAGCAAGGCCAGAAUGUUCUGGAAAUCUUACAAGACUGUUUUGAAGAAAAAAGUCUUGCCAAUGAUUUUAGUACAAAUUCUACAAAAUCAGUGCCUAAUUCAACACGCAAAAUAAAAGACACUUGUAUUCAGUCACCAAGCAAAGAGUGCCAGAAAUCACAUCCAAAGUCAGUUCCAGUUUCUUCAAGGAAGAAAGAAGCCUCUCUGCAGUUUGUUGUAGAACCAAGUGAAGCCACCAACAGAUCAGUUCAGGCCCAUGAAGUUCAUCAGAAAAUUCUGGCAACUGACGUUAGUUCCAAAAAUACACCUGACUCGAAAAAAAAGUCAAGUAGAAACACAAAUGAUCAUCACAGUAAAGCUGAUGAAGAAUUUUACUUAUCUGUUGGCUCACCUUCUGUUCUUUUGGAUGCAAAAACAUCUGCAUCGCAAAAUGUUAUUCCAUCUGGUGCCCAAAAGAGAGAGACUUACACUUUCGAAAAUUCAGUAAAUAUUCUGCCUUCAAGUACAGAGGUUUCAGUUAAAACCAAAAAAAGGUUAAACUUUGAUGAUAAAGUUGUGUUAAAGAAAAUAGAAAUAGAUAAUAAAGUAUCAGAUGAAGAGGAUAAAACAUCAGAAGGACAAGAAAGAAAACCAUCAGGAUCAUCUCAGAAUAGAAUACGAGACUCAGAAUGUGAAAUUCAGCGACAAGCUAAAAAAAGUUUUUCAGCAUUGUUUUUAGAAACAGUAAAACGAAAAAGUGAAUCCAGUCCCAUUGUUAGGCAUGCGGCAACUGCUCCACCUCAUUCGUGUCCUCCCGCCGAUAUGAAGUUGGUAGAGGAUGAAUUUAUAAUUGAUGAGUCAGAUCAAAGUUUUGCAAGUAGAUCUUGGAUUACAAUACCAAGAAAGGCAGGGCCUCUGAAACAACGCACAAUAUCCCCGGCUGAGAGCACUGCACUCCUUCAAGGUAGAAAGUCAAGAGAAAAGCAUCAUAAUUUAUUACCUAAGACUUUGGCAAAUGACAAACAUUCACAUAAACCUCACCCAGUAGAGACAUCUCAGCCCUCUGAUAAAACAGUGCUGGAUACAAGUUAUGCUUUGACAGGUGAAACAGAAAAUAAUUACAGAUCUACAAAAUAUGAAAUGUAUUCCAAGAAUGCAGAAAAACCAUCUAGAAGCAAAAGGGCUAUAAAACAAAAACAGAGAAGAAAAUUUAUGGCUAAACCAGCUGAAGAACAGCUUGAUGUGGGACAGUCUAAAGAUGAAAACAUACAUACAUCACAUAUUACCCAAGACGAAUUUCAAAGAAAUUCAGACAGAAAUAUGGAAGAGCGUGAAGAGAUGGGAAAUGAUUGUGUUUCCAAAAAACAGAUGCCACCUGUGGGAAGCAAGAAAAGUAGCACUAGAAAAGAUAAGGAAGGAUCUAAAAAGAAGCGCUUUUCCAGUGAGUCCAAGAACAAACUUGUACCUGAAGAAGUGACUUCAACUGUCACGAGAAGUCGAAGAAUUUCCAGGCGUCCAUCUGAUUGGUGGGUGGUAAAAUCAGAGGAGAGUCCUGUUUAUAGCAAUUCUUCAAUAAGAAAUGAAUUACCAGUGCAUCACAACAGUAGGCAAAAAUCUGCUAAGAAAACAAAUCAGUCAUCUAAGAAUAUUGGGAAAAAAACUAUUCCACUUAAAAGGCAGAAGACAGCAACUAAAGGCAACCAAAGAGUACAGAAGUUGUUAAAUGCUGAAGGUUCUGGAGGUACCAUUGGUCAUGAUGAAAUUUCCAGACGUUCACUGAGUGAGCCAUUGGAAAGUGAUGAGGCAGACUUGGCUAAGAAGAAAAAUCUUGAUUGUUCUAGAUCUACAGGAAGCUCAAAGAAUGAAGAUGAUAUUAUGACUGCACAGAAUGUUCCCCUAAAGCCUCAGACCAGUGGAUAUACAUGUAAUAUACCAACAGAGUCAAACUUGGAUUCUGGAGAGCAUAAGACUUCAGUUUUAGAGGAAAGUGGACCUUCCAGGCUCAAUAAUAAUUAUUUAAUGUCCGGAAAGAAUGAUGUGGAUGAUGAGGAAGUUCAUGGAAGUUCAGAUGACUCAAAACAAUCUAAAGUGAUACCAAAGAACAGAAUCCAUCGCAAACUAGUAUUGCCCUCCAACACACCAAAUGUUCGCAGGACCAAGAGAACACGUUUGAAACCUUUGGAGUACUGGCGAGGAGAGCGAAUAGAUUAUCAAGGAAGGCCAUCAGGAGGAUUCGUGAUUGGUGGAAUACUAUCUCCAGACACAAUAUCGUCUAAAAGGAAGGCAAAAGAAAAUACUGGAAAAGUCGACAAAAAAUCUAAUAAGAAAAGGAUCUGUCUUGAUAACGAUGAAAGAAAGACUAACUUAAUGGUAAAUCUAGGUAUACCUCUUGGAGAUCCUUUGCAGCCAACGAGGGUAAAGGACCCAGAAACAAGAGAGAUUAUUCUCAUGGAUCUUAUAAGGCCGCAAGAUACAUACCAGUUUUUUGUUAAGCAUGGUGAGUUGAAGGUCUAUAAGACAUUGGAUACACCCUUUUUUUCUACUGGGAAAUUGAUAUUAGGGCCGCAAGAAGAAAAGGGAAAGCAGCAUGUUGGCCAGGAUAUAUUGGUUUUUUAUGUUAACUUUGGUGACCUUUUGUGUACUUUACACGAAACACCGUAUGUAAUAAGUACUGGGGAUUCGUUCUAUGUUCCUUCAGGUAACUAUUAUAACAUCAAAAAUCUCCGGAAUGAGGAAAGUGUUCUUCUUUUUACUCAGAUAAAAAGAUGAAAGAUCAGCCAACCUUAAAUAUAUGUAUGUAUAUAUGUAUAUGUGAGAAACAGUUUGUAUAGUUGGGAUAUUUGUCUUUGUAAUUACUUGUGAUGUUUUAAAAUAAAAAUUUUAUUCAUUUUUGUGUAUACUUGUAUUUGAUAAACAUUUCUAACUCCCACGUUUUUUCUGAUUUUUCAGUGACUGUACAUAAUAGCUUGUAGCGAUGCCCAUAUUUAUGAUAUUAUUUUUAUAAUUUGACAAGAAUACAAAAAUGAAAUAUAGAACAUUUCUGUGUCAAAAGAGACCUGAUUAAUAUGUCUAUUCAUUAAAAAACAUCUUUUCCAAAUACUAAUUUUAAAUCAUUUAUUAUUAAAUAAUCCAAUGGGAGAGAACUGUGGUAAAAGGCACAUUUGUAUUAAUUUCCUAGAACUGCUGUAACAAAAUACCACAAAAUGAGUGACUUAAAGCAACAGAAAUUUAUUAUCUCAGUUCUAGAGGCUAGAAGUCUGAAAUCAAGGUGUUGUCAGGGCCGUGAUGUCUUUGAAAACCUGUAAGGGAGAGAAUUCUUCCUUAUUCCUAACUUCUGGUGGUUUACUGGCAAUUUCUGGCAUUCCUUGGCUUGCACCGGUAGCAUUUCAGUCUACUUGCAUUAUCACAUGGUAUUCUCACCUUGUGUGUCUGUGUUCGCAUGACAUCUAUUUAGUAUAUUACAUGUAAAUGUUUUUCCAUCGUGCUUUUUGGUUCAUAUUUUCUGUUGGAGGCAGUGUCCUUCGCCAUUGCCUUCUGUAUGUGGCCUCAACUUCACCUUUUUAGUAUCAAUCAAUAAAUCUAAGCUAAAAAUUCUAGUCAAGGUUUUUGGUAUGGUUAGCAUAUAAUUCUCAUUAACUCUGAAGAAAUUGAUGUUUCAUGGUAAAUUAUUUUUAGGCCAACUCCCUUUUCAGGUCUUAACUAUUAAAUACACACAUUCAAAGCAACUCUGGUGUAGGACUUAGGAAGAAUGAAGUGUGAUGGCUCUUUUUUUAUACUUUAUAAUUUUCUAUUGUGAUUUUUAUUGACUCAUUUUAAAUUUUUUUACCUUUAUUUCUUUGAAUAUAUUUGUUAUGAAGUCUUAUUGAAGGCUUGACUAAUCAAGUAUCUGGGCCCAUACAGUUGUAGUUUUCACUGAAUGCUUUUUUUCCUUUAGUAUAUUUCGCUUUCCUAUGUUUUUACAUGUCUAAUAAUUUUUGGUUGACAGCUGGACAUUUUAGGUAGCAUAUUGUAGCAACUCAAUUUUGUUUUAUAUCUAAGGGAUUUGUAUUGUUUUAAGUUUAGCAUUUUGACUGGACUCAAACUGUGGAAUCUAUCUUAUAUGUGAUGUGAAGUUAUUGCUGUCUGUGCUCAGUUUUUAAGUUCUUUAUUUCAAUAUUUAUUCUCGCUUGCUAGGGGUAGUUCCUGUGUCUGCAUAGCUUAGCAGUCAGCCAAUCAUUUGGACAAAGGUUAAGAUCAAACACUUGAGUCUAUAAGCCUUCCACCCACUGUUGGUUGUUCUGUGUGGGAUGCGGGAUGCAUUCAGUGAAGGAGGCAGUUCCCAAAUCCCCCUUGGUUUUUCCAUUUGCCGUGCUCUCUUGAGUCUCCCCUGUGCAUGCAUCAUUUCGGUUUGCCAAAGAUGUUUGGAGAGCUCGUGUUACCCUUCUCUGCCCUUCUGUUUCCAGGACCUUGUUAACUUUCUGGCUGCUCUGUUGCUCUUCAAGAACUAGGACUGUAACCUUUGGUUAGCAACUGCAGAUACUUCUUGUCCAUUCCUGAGUGAUUUUUUUACUUUUGACUUACAGAGUUGUAGGUUUAUACCUCUGCUGUAAAUCAAGGCUCCUCUUACAGCAAAGUUGCUAGUUUUUCAGUUAGCUACAGCCAGACAAAACUAGUUUUUACCAAUCAACCUAGGGGUGGGUGAGACCUCACUCAAGAAGGCCACAGAUUCCAACAGUUCUUUUCCAAAGCUUUAGCAAUAUUUUUUCUUUAUUUUCUUUUUUCUUUUUUGGGGGCAGAGUUUCACUCUUGUUGCCUGGGCUGGAGUGUGAUGGUGUGAUCUCGGCUCACUGCAACCUCCACCUCCCGGGUUCAAGCAAUUCUCCUGCGUCAGCCUCCUGAGUAGCUGGGAUUCCAGGUGCUCACCAUCACGCCUGGCUAAUUUUUGUAUUUUUAGUAGAGACAGAUUUUCACCAUGUUGGCCAGGCCUGUCUCGAAUUCCUGACCUCAGCCUCCCAAAGUGUUGGGAUUACAGCUGUGAGCCACUGUGCCCAGCUUAAGUGUAGCCUUUCUAUGUCUAAACUGAAAGCCCAUAUGGUUCAGCAAAGGCUCUCCAUUCUGCUUGGUCAGAGCCACGUGUGAUUUUUGCCACCUCUGUACUCUGUUCAGCUCAUAGGCUACUGUCAUGUCUCAGAAUUUUGCUCUGCACAUUUGCAGCCUACUGUUCAGCCAACUGUUCAGCCAACUUCUAGGGCUAUAAUGGCUGAUACAGUAGUCACAAGUUGUAGCUAUUUAAAAUUAAUUUAAAAUAUUGUUUCUUACUUGCAUUUGCCACAUUUCAAGUGCUUAGUAGCACAUGGUACUGGUGGCUACCACAUUAGAUGUCACAGAUACAAGUUGCAGAAAGUUCUGUUCUUGGGCACCUCAUGCAGAUUUCUGGAGCUCUUUUUCAGUGGAGUUUCCACUUCUGUACCCUGCAUCACAAUUCAGUCUUCUUAACAGUCCUAAAUUGUGGUCUUUCUCUGCCCAUUAAGACCACUGUUCUUUUUGAGCUUAACUCUCUGUGUCCAGUUUUGGAGAGUGCCCCCAGGCAUAAAAUUGGGUGACUAUGGAGUUAAUCUCACGUCUUUAAAGAAUCACAGUCCUGCCUACUUUGUCCGGCAGCCCUCAUGCUCAUGAAGAGUCUUAAAGAAAGAGACUUCUACCCGGGCGCUGUGGCUCACGCCUGUAAUCCCAACACUUUGGGAGGCCAAGUCGGGUGGAUCAUGAGGUCAGGAGUUCGAGACCAGCCUGGCUAACAUGGUGAAACCCUGUCUCUACUAAAAUACAAAAGUUAGCCGGGCAUGAUGGCGGGUGCCUGUAAUCCCAGCUACUCAGAGGCUGAGGCGGGAGAAUUGCUUGAACCUGGGAGAUGACGGUUGCAGUGAGCCAAGAUCACGCAACUACACUCCAGGCUGGGCAGCUGAGCAAGACUCUGACUCAAAAAAAGAAAACAAAAGAAUCACCGUCCUUCACUUUUGUCCAAUGUCUGCAUAGAGUUACCUUUUUUUUCUAUUUUAAAGUUUGUUUGAAGAGGACAAAUUUGAUACCCAUUAAUCCAUCGUGGGCAUCACCCACGAGAGUUUUUUUAAUGAUUUUUCUAAUUUUUAUUGUUGGAUAGGAUUCCACAGUUUGUUGUUCAUUUAUUUACCACAUGGAUGCAUGUGUCUUUAAUUUCUUCCAAUGGUUACUUACAUCUAUGUAACUACAAUGCAGAAAACAGGAAUUUGGCAAGGAUACAAUGCAUGUGUAUAGUUCUAUUUCAUCAUGUGUGUGAAUUUAUGUAACUACUGCAAUCAACAUAGAACUGUUUCAUCAUCACUAUUUGUUCUUCGUCUCUGUAAUAUUGUCACUUAUAUAUUAUUGUAGCAGUGGAAUAAUAUAGUGUAUGACCUUUGGUUUUUCUCACUCAGCAUAAAGCCUUUAAGAUCAUCCAAGCAGUUGUACCUGUCAAUAGCUCAUUUCUUUUUUAUUGCUAAGUGGUAUUCUCUAGGAUGGAUGACUGUGCCACAAAUAAAGAUGAAGUGAACACUUCCUACAGGUUUUUGUGUAAA
Molecule: messenger RNA, 6837 nt
Organism: Nomascus leucogenys (northern white-cheeked gibbon)
Lineage: Eukaryota; Metazoa; Chordata; Mammalia; Primates; Hylobatidae
Gene: CENPC
Product: centromere protein C
Biological process (GO): attachment of mitotic spindle microtubules to kinetochore; kinetochore assembly; spindle attachment to meiosis I kinetochore
Cellular component (GO): kinetochore
Molecular function (GO): centromeric DNA binding
Source: RefSeq, a predicted model, not a curated record